This is a messenger RNA of Penicillium cataractarum, 864 nucleotides long. RefSeq lists its product as uncharacterized. The transcript is spliced from 2 exons. Lineage: Eukaryota; Fungi; Ascomycota; Eurotiomycetes; Eurotiales; Aspergillaceae. The coding region runs from base 1 to 864 and encodes 287 amino acids. The record is from RefSeq and is a predicted model, not a curated record. Gene Ontology annotation, cellular component: nucleus; cytoplasm.
AUGCGCUUCCUUUGCCUCCAUGGGCGCGGAACCAGCGCCCACAUUUUCAAGUCCCAAACUGCAUCAUUCCGACUCAAGCUCGAAUCUCUUGCACCCGAUACAACCUUUGAAUUUAUAGAUGCGCCAUUCGAGUCUGACCCUGCUCCAGAUGUAGUGCCCUUCUACUCGGCUCCGUACUACACUUUCUGGCAAGGUAGUUCAGUCCCAGCUAUCAAAGCCGCUCUCGAACGAUUACAAGCCAAAUUAGACCGCGAUGGUCCCUACAACGGUGUACUCUGCUUUUCGCAAGGAUGCAGUCUAGUUGCCAGCUACCUUCUUUACCACGAACGCACACGCCCAAACACACCACCACCUUUCCGAUUGGCCGUGUUUAUCUGCGGCGGUGUGCCCUUGCCAGUUCUUGAAGACUUGGGUCUUCCAAUUUCUUCAGAAGCACAACAAUGGGAUGACGAAACGAGGCGCCUCCUUCUAUCCAAGACUACCGAUCAUAGUUGGUUGAAGCGAAAAAAUGGGACCGGUCUCGGUGCAGCCACCGAUCGAUGGGCUCCAGUGCCGGGUACUUGUCCCGUCAUCCGGGGCCUAGAACGUCAAACAAGCAUUUUUGGGCUGGAUUUGACAGUCAAGCCGGCUGAUAUGAGAAUUCGCAUUCCUACUAUCCAUAUUUGUGGGUCGAAGGACCCGCGCUUCCCUGCUGCGGUGCAGUUGCAUGCUUUAUGUGAGGAGGAGGCGCCGUUGUGGGAUCAUGGCGGUGGGCAUGAUAUUCCCCGAGGAAAGGAGACAUCUCAGCGUAUUGCAGAGUUGUUGGUUAAAGGGAUGAGUCGGGGAGAGGAAUGGGUGCAUCCUGCCGUUGGCGGGCUAGCAUAG